Columba livia (rock pigeon) is the source of this 939-nucleotide messenger RNA. It is a transcript of the gene ARL16, whose product is annotated as ADP ribosylation factor like GTPase 16. Gene Ontology annotation, molecular function: GTPase activity; GTP binding. Bases 43 to 789 code for a protein of 248 amino acids. The record is from RefSeq and is a predicted model, not a curated record. NCBI's taxonomy places the organism in Eukaryota, Metazoa, Chordata, Aves, Columbiformes, Columbidae. The transcript is spliced from 4 exons.
GCUGCUUCCGGCAGGGGCGUGGCUGCUUCCGGCAGGGGCGCGAUGGCGGUGGCGCGGCGGCCGGUGCCCACGUGCCUGCUGCUGGGGGCGGCGGGCGGCGGGAAGAGCCUCGUGGCGCGGCGGCUGCGUCAGCUGAGCACCGAGGACGGGGCCACGGAGCUGGGCGCGCCCCCGGCCACGCUGCCCACGGUGGGCACCAACCUGAGCGACCUGCGGCUGCCGCGGCGGGCGAGGCUGCGGGAGCUGGGCGGCUGCAUGGGCCCCAUCUGGCCCAGCUACUACGGCGAGUGCAGCGCUGUCCUGGUGAGCGGCACCGGGACCCGACACCGACGGCCGCGGCCCCAGGGACGGGCCCGGCCCGGGGGAGGCGGGGGGACGCCCAUGGCCGGGGCUGCCCCUGCUCCGGCUCUGCUGCGGGGAGGCGGCUCCCGAUUUCAGCCCCGGUUGCCUGAUUUCCCUCCCCGGGCUCUCCCACCGCCGCUCUCCCCUCUGUCCCCGCAGUUCGUGGUCGAUGCCGCCAACCCCACGCAGGUGUCCUCGUCCUGCGUGCAGCUGCUGUCCGUGCUGUCCGCAGCGCCGCUGGCCGCCGUGCCUGUCCUCGUCCUCUUCAACAAGAUUGACCUGCCCUGCUACAUGUCGCUGGCGGAGAUGAAGUCGCUGUUCCGCAUGCAGGACGUUGUCUCCUGCGCCACGCAGCCCAUCACGAUGCUGGAGACCAGCGCCCGCGACGGCACCGGCCUGGCCGACGUCCUGCGGUGGCUCCGGGCCACGCUCGGGGACGCCCGGUGACCCCAGCCCUGUGGCAGCGCCGGCGGCUCCUGGCACACGAGGCGGCUGUUGAGCAGCUGCCCUGCGCGGGGCUGGGGACGGGACAGGGUCACGGGCUGGCGUCGGCCCUGGCCCCGCGGGACGUCGCAGUAAAAACUUCACCACGCUCCA